CUCCGAUUGGCGCCGCCAGCUCCUUUCUCCGAGCCUCCGUGCAUCGCAUUUCCUCGCUGCCGGCCCACCGCAGGAGGAGGAGGCGGCGGUCUCCGUUCCCUUUGCGAGGCCGCGAGCGCGGGGCGCUCGAGCGACGCCAGGAGGAACCAUCUAGCAGAUCGUCGGGGGGAAACACAGUCAGCUGUUCUCUGCUCCUGAUGGGCCUACUCUGAUAUCUCUGACACUUUGAAAGCUUGCAAUUUUCGAUUUUUCGUGGAUACCUGAAAUUACUGUCUGGAUCAAGCAAAUAUGGGUAGCAGCAACUCAGCAAGCAGUUAACUAUAGCAGCUCUAUUGGUUCUUGACUGAUCUAGCAACAUACAGUUGCUCGGUAGGUUGUCAGAUUAUCGAUUCCUCUGAAGCAAAGGAAGCAGAAAUGGAUGGGAUCAUGGUGAGUGCCGCGACGGGGGUGAUGAGCUCCCUCCUCGCCAAGCUCGCUGACCUGCUGAGGGAGGACUACCAGAUGCAGAAGGGCAUGAGGCGUGAGAUCAGCUUCCUCCAGGACGAGCUGAGCAGCAUGAACGUGCUCCUCGAGAGGCUGGCCGACAUGGAGGUGCUUGAUCUGCAGACGAGGGAGUGGAUGAACCAGGUGAGGGAGAUGUCAUACGACAUCGAGGACUGUGUCGACGACUACAUGCGCCAGCUGCGCAGCGGACCGCAGAGGCCUAGUGGAGUCAUGGGGUUCUUCUUGGGGUAUCUUCAGAGAGUGAAGGAACUUGUUACCGGCCAUGAGACUGCCGAGCAGAUUCAGGAGCUCAGGGAUCGCAUUGUCGAGGCGGGACACAGAAGGAAGAGGUACAAGAUUGAUGAUGCAGUUAAUUCCUCUAGCGUUAAUGUUGUGCCUGUUGACCGUCGGUUGCCAGCUCUCUAUGCGGAAUUGGGAGGCCUUGUUGGUACCAGUGUUCCCAUAGAUGAGAUCAUCAAGCUACUUGGUGAUGGGGAGCAGGGGAUGAAGGUAGUGUCUAUUGUUGGGUGUGGAGGAUUAGGAAAGACUACCAUAGCGAAUCAGGUUUACCGAAAGGUUGCUGAGCAAUUUGAUUGCCAAGCUUUUGUGUCAUUGUCCCAAAAUCCUGACAUGGUGAUGAUAUUUCGGUCCAUACUAUCACAAGUAAAGAAGGAUGACUGCGACGGUACCAGCCUUAGUGACAAGGAAUUGCUUAUUAGUGAGUUGAGGGAUUUCCUAAAGGACAAGAGGUAUUUUAUUGUAAUUGAUGAUAUAUGGAGCACCCAAGUGUGGAACACGAUCAGAUUUGCUUUGUUUGAGAAUACUUAUGACAGUAGAAUAAUAGUGACAACAAGAAUUCGUACUGUUGCCAGGUCAUGUUCCUCCCCUCACUAUGACCUUGUAUACGAAUUACAGAUGCUAAAUGAAUAUGACUCUAAAAGGCUAUUCUUUAGAAGAAUUUUUGGCUCUGAGGAUAAAUGCCCUCACCAACUAAAUGAGGUGUCAAUUGAAAUAAUUAGGAAAUGUGGUGGUUUACCAUUGGCAAUCAUUACUAUGGCUAGUUUGUUGACCACUAAAUCAUAUAGCAGAGCUGACUGGUUAAAGGUUUGUAAUUCUAUUGGUUCAGGACUUGAGAAAAAUUGGGAUGUAGAAGAAAUGAACACAAUACUUUCUCUCAGUUAUAACCAUCUUCCUCACCAUUUAAGGACAUGUUUACUAUAUCUAAGUAUGCUUCCAGAAGAUUAUGUGAUCAAGAGGGAUUAUUUGGUAAGAAGGUGGGUAGCAGAAGGAUUCAUCAGUGCACAUGGUGGAAGGAAGUUAGAGGAUGAAGGUGAAUGCUAUUUUAAUGAACUUAUAAACAGAAGCUUGAUUCAACCAGUAGAUUACCAGUAUGAUGGUAGAGUACAUUCAUGCCGGGUGCAUGAUAUGAUUCUUGAUUUCAUUACAUGCAAGGCAGUUCAAGAAAAUUUCAUCUCUAUCAUUACUGAAAGAAAACAAAUGUUGGCCUCACAAGUCAAAGUUCACCGACUCUCACUAGACUACCAUAGUCAAGAACUUGUGACAUCAUAUUCCAUGGUUACUACUCAUGUGAGAUCUCUGAAUAUUUUCAGAUACUCUGAAAAAAUGCAUCCUCUUUCAGACUUUCAGGCCCUGAGAGUGCUUGAUCUAGAUGGUAACGAAAAUUUUGAUAGCUCUUAUCUUGAAGAUGUGGGGAAGUUGUUUCAGCUAAGAUACCUCCGAAUUAAAGCAAGCAAUAUCAUUGCACUUCCAGAACAAAUAGGAGAGCUGCAGUUUAUGGUUGUAUUGGAUCUUCUAAACUGUCCUAAUAUAAGUGAAUUGCCUGCAAGUAUUGUUAAACUUCGGUGUUUGAAAUGGUUAAUUGCUCAUCGUGUCAGACUGCCAGAGGGAAUUGGGAACAUGCAAGCCCUAGAGUUUCUGUCACUUAUAGUUGUGGACUACACUACCUCAAUAACCAUGUUACAAGAGCUGGGCAGCUUGACCAAAUUGAGAACUCUUGGAUUGGAUUGGCGCGUUGGUACCCAGCAUAGGGAUAAAAAUAUAUAUACCGAUAAUCUGGUUUUAUUGCUAGGAAAAUUAGGCAGGUCCAAUCUUCAAUAUUUAACGCUCAUAAGUCCCUGGUCGCUAGACUUCUUACUGGACUCUUGGUCCCCAGUUCCUCAUCUCCUUCAGGAAUUAGGGAUCAAAGGAUGGUACCUCAGCAAGGUUCCUGCAUGGAUGGCCUCCCUCACCAAUCUCACUUACCUAGACAUUGAGGUUAAAGAUUCACAGGAAACACUCAAAAUCCUUGGGGAUUUUCCUUCCUUACUAUUCCUAAAGUUACACUCUAAUAUAGGUGGCCCUUGGGCAAGUUGCAUCGUUUCCAGCAGCAGCUUCCAAUGUCUGAAGAAGUUCAACUUUAGCGGUUGGACAAGUCUGAUGUUCGAAGGAGGAGCCAUGCCAAUGCUCGAUACUCUUGAAUUCCAAAUCAUAGCGCACGAGGCACAAAAUUCAAGGAGAUUUGGUCAUCCUGAUCGUGGCAUCCGCUACCUCUCUGCCCUUAGGAAGCUCAUUGUCAAUAUCCACUGUCAAGGUGCAAGAAUUGAAGAGGUGGAAGCAUUAGAGGCUGCUAUUCGAAUUGGAGCCAGCAUGCUUCCUAACCACCCUAAACCUGCUUUACACAGGUUUCAGGUUGCAGAGAUGAUAAAAGAUGAUGCAGGUAUAGAAAUGCAGGGGCAUGAGGAGGAUAAGAAGAAGCUUUCAACCCCAGCCUGGUUCUUCUUCAACACUUCAGGGCUAGGAGUUGGACAAGAAAUGACUUCGAGUCCUGGUUUGGAUCUUCUUCAAGACGGCUAACUAAGAAUGAGGUCAGGAGUCUGGGAAAUAGGCAGAGCUCGCUUGAACUCAGCAGCCCUUUGGUACAGCUUCUUCAAUGGCUUCUGCAGCAGCUUCUGUUGUAGCUGUACCAAACGCUAAAACUCUUAACAGCUUCACUAGUGAAGCCAGACUGAAGUCGCCUGAGAAAAUAAACUGGGUGGUUGGAGCUGAAAAAAAUGGCUCCUACUGGCUUCCUCUGUCCCUGCAUUAACACGUGAGACUGGUUCACCCAAUUAUUUCAGAAUUGGAGUGCAUGACAGGUUUCUGAAACCUAUCUCUUUAUUGCUGGAAGAAACCUUACUUAAUGGCAGCUGCCAGAAGUUCUUGUUAUGUCUCAUAAAUAUAGGUGCGCAAUGCGCAUAAACUUUUUUUUCUUAAUAGCACUUAUAUGAUCAUAACUUUUGUAUAUUUGCGAAUCCACAUGUUUAACAUUCUGUACAAAUGCAUCAUAUUUGUGAAUGUUUGAACUGACAGCCAUUGAGCUGGACUUGCAUCAAGCUUCGGCUGUUUUGAAACCUUGGUUAAUAGAUUUACUUCACAUGAAGCUUUUGCUCC
Setaria italica (foxtail millet) is the source of this 3912-nucleotide messenger RNA. RefSeq names its product putative disease resistance RPP13-like protein 3. NCBI's taxonomy places the organism in Eukaryota, Viridiplantae, Streptophyta, Magnoliopsida, Poales, Poaceae. The transcript has 4 exons. The record is from RefSeq and is a predicted model, not a curated record. Gene Ontology annotation, biological process: defense response to other organism. Bases 415 to 3336 code for a protein of 973 amino acids. Gene Ontology annotation, molecular function: ADP binding.